Messenger RNA from Schistosoma guineensis, 1443 nucleotides. The record is from the annotation of a GenBank genome assembly. Lineage: Eukaryota; Metazoa; Platyhelminthes; Trematoda; Strigeidida; Schistosomatidae.
GUUUUAUGGCGAACCUAGAAAAUUCGGUACUUCGACCAACAAUUGAAAGAUUUCAUUUAUAUAAAAGAUAUAUGGAUGACACUUUCAUUAUUUGCGAAGAAGACAGUGACCUCAAUGAUAUUUUGAAUAUUUUCAAUAACUGUCACCCAUCAAUCCAAUUCACCUUAGAAGCAGAGACAAACAACGAAUUUCAUUUUCUUGAUAUCCAUUUAAAAAGAAUGCCUGACGGUUUAUUACAGAGAUCGAUAUACAGAAAACCCACUUGGAAUGGACAAUACACGAACUUCCACAGUUGGGUUCCAUUAAUUAGAAAAAGGAACUUAAUUCAUUCUUUAUCCUCAAGGAUCAGGCGAAUUUGUUCCAACGACACAAUAGAUGGGGAACUAUUUUAUCUUCGACAGACCCUCAUCAAAAACGGUUAUCCACCGAGAUUCAUCGAUAGAAACUUGGUACCUAGACCCCAUGACAAAGCAUUGACAGUAGAGAAAAAAACUCUAUUUAUGAAUAUGGAAUUUAAGGGAGAUACAGCUGCUGAAAUCCUAAAUAAACGGAUUUCGAAAUCAAUGAAUAAAACAUUCCACGCAGCUAAACUUCGAAUCAUCUUCUCUAGCCGACCUACCAUUCUGGGGUGCGUAAAGGACAAACUUUCGCUUUGGGCCACUUCAAUGUGUAUCUAUAAAUUUACUUGCUCAUGUGGGGCACGUUACAUAGGCCGCACAAAGCGAUCAUUAUCCAAACGUAUCUCGGAACAUUAUCCGGCUUGGCUUUUGAAAGGAGAGCGAAAAACAAUCACGAGUUCUAUACAGGAGCACUUAAUCAACUGUGGACAUAUCGCUCCAAAAGACUCUUCGUUUAAAAUAGUUUACAGAGUCAAAGGAACUGGAUCGAAGGGGGUUCGAAUCAAUAUUUUAUGCACCGCAGAGGCAUUGGCAAUCCACAAACUGAAGCCUGAACUUUGUGUGCAGAAACGAUUUGUCCAACCUCUUAUCCUUCCUUGGCCCUAAUGGGUAUGUUGCUAGGUGGUUUUUUUUUCUAAUGUACUUUUAUUAUUACCCAUAUUUUUAAAUUACUAUUUUGCACUUUAAACUUUAAUCAUUUAUUAUUAUUACCUUUUACAAGUUUACUUGAUUAUCAUUCAGUUUAUUAUUAUGACCUUUGUUGUUUUGUCGUUUUUCUUCAUAUCUGUCAAUCUGUCAAUUGGACUAUCAUCUGACCCUUAAAUUUUGUUCUUCCUUACCCCUUGAUUAGUACGUUAACCUCAUUUGUUAUUUAUUGUCGAAUCCAUUUUACGUGAUACAAUCCUUUCUAUCCUUCUAUAGACAUACAUUUUCCAUAUAACUAUAUAUACGAAUGUACAGCUUAAGUAAAUGAUUUCGUCGAAAAGAAAAUUUUCUUCGCUGAAUUCACUUUUUCUUAUUCAAUAUGCUGUUUAUAAAAAUAUGC